AAAAAAACCCAAACCUGAUCCUGAAGAGUCACCUGGUGCUUUAAUUUAACACUCGACGUCUGUCCGAUGGGUGACAGCGAUGACGAGUUCGACCGCAGGAGGAGGGACAAGUUCAGGAGGGAGCGGAGUGACAUGGAGAGAUCGAGGGAGCGGGAGGAGAGGAGGAGGGACGACUGGCCGGACAGGGACUGGGACCGUGGCAGGGAGAGGAGGAGGGACUAUGAUCGGGGGCGCAGAGAGAGGUUUUCUCCUCCACGUCACAUCAGCCCUCAGCACAAACGCAUGAGAAGAGACUGGGACGACCACCGGGGGGAGCCAUACCGCUUCGACUUGCCCUAUGGAGGAGGAGGAGCUCCAUUUCCAGGGGCGGGGCCUCAGGGCUGGCACAUGGACUUCCCCCACCUUCACCCACAUCAUGGAGGACACCCACUGCAGACGAGGCUGGGGAUGAUGGAUCCAGACCUCCCACCUCCAGGUCCUCCCUCCAUGAGGAGCUUUAAGGAGUUCCUGUUGAACAUGGAGGACAGCGUGGACGAGACGGAGGCGGUGAAACGUUACAACCAGUACAAACUGGACUUCCGGCGCCAGCAGCUGCAGGACUUCUUCCUCCAACACAAAGACCACGAGUGGUUCCGCUCCAAGUACCACCCUGAUGACAUCACAGCAAAGAGGGCGGAGUCUCUGGACGCCCUCAAAACCAGACUGAGCGUCUUCCUGUUCCUGUUUGACAACAACUGGCUGGAGAACAUGGCGCUGGACAUGGACCACGCCCCCGCCAUCAUCAAGCUGCUGGAUGCAGCUGUGAUAAAGAUGGAAGGAGGAACAGACUUUGACCUGCAGGUUCUGGAGGCUCAGUCCGGUCCUGCACCUGGAGGUGCUGAUGGGACCGUUGGAGCUGCAGGUGAGAAAGAUCAGAGUGGUCCCAGUGCCAGAAUCGAUACUGGUCAGAACAAAUCAGAGACGGCUCCAGGACUGACAGAGAUCAACAGAGAGCCACCUGAGAAGAUCUGUGAAGACGCCGAGCACAAUGGAAAGGAGGAGGAGGAGGAUGAAGAGGAGGAGAAGAAAGAGGAAGAGGAAGAGGAGGAGGAGGAGGAGGAGAAGGAGAAGAAGAAGGCAAAGAAGACCAAGAGGAGGAAGCGCAGCCUGUCAGCUGACAGCGGAGAGGGCAGUGCCUCCGACUCUGACUCCUCCCACUCUGAUGGGGAGAAGGAGGAAGAGGAGGAUGAGGGAGAUGAUGAGCGGCAUAACGAACGAGGGAAGGAAAGGGAGGCGGAAGCUCCGCCCAGGCCCCGCCCACUUCACCUCACCACCUCCCUGUUCAUCAGAAGCAUCCCACCUGAGGUGUCCAAGGAGGAGAUCACAGCUUUGUGUCGCAGGUACCCGGGCUUCCUGCGGGUGGCGCUGUCGGACCCUCAGGCUGAGCGGAGCUUCUUCAGGCGGUGCUGGGUGACAUUCGACCGCAGCAUCAACAUCAAGGAGACCUGCUGGAGCCUUCAGAACAUCAGGCUCAGAGACUGCGAGCUGUCCCCGGUGGUCAACAGAGACCUGUGUCGGCGCGUCCGCAGCGUCAACGGACUCACCCACCACAAGCCCGUGGUGAGGAACGACAUCCGCCUGUCGGCCCGGCUCGUCCACAGUCUGGACCAGAAGGGGGCGCUGUGGGCCGGGCAGAUGGAGACCAACCCGGUCCUGAAGAACAUCACAGACUACCUGAUCGAAGAGGUGAGCGCUGAGGAGGAGGAGCUUAUCGGGGCCUCGGGGAGGAGUGGUGAAGAUCCAGGAGACCCCAAAAACCCCGCCUCCUCUGAGGUUCCCGUGGAGACAGACGAGAAGCUGCUGAAGGUGUUGGACCGGCUGCUGCUGUACCUGCGGCUCGUUCACUCCGUAGAUUAUUACAACUUCUGUGAGUAUCCUGCCGAGGACGAGAUGCCUCACCGCUGCGGGCUCAUCCACGUCCGAGGACCCCUACCUGUGGCCAAGAUCACCCCCACUGAGGUGAGUGAACACCUGAGGAUGUGUGAGGAACGUCUGGCUCCUCUGCUCUCACCGUCAGAGAAACUGAGUGAAGACGAAGCUGUUCGCCUCGGGAAGAAAGACCCAGAACAGGAGGUGGAGAAGUUCCUGUCGACCAACACUCAGGAGCUCAGUAAAGACAAGUGGCUCUGUCCUCUGAGCGGGAAGAAGUUCAAGGCUCCAGAGUUUGUGCGUAAACACAUCCUGAACAAACACGGCGAGAAGGUCGCCGUCGUCAGACAGGAAGUGGAGUUCUUUAACAACUUCCUGUUGGAUGCCAAGAGACCCACUCUACCUGAAAACAAGCCCCUCCCCCCUCCAGCACAAGCCACGCUUCCUGGUAUGACAUCAUUUCCUCCUCCACUGCCACAGCAGCAAAGCCUUCUGGGAUAUCCUCCAGGAGUCAGACCUCCCAUGCACGCCUUCCCAGGUGUCGUACCUCACCCCCCACCUGGACAGUUUGGGGCGGGCCGCGGGACCUUCGACAGCUUCAGAGGAGGAGGAGGAGGAGGAGGGUUUCCUGGGAAGCAGAGGAACAGCAGGACCAUGCGAGGAGACCCCCGCUCCAUCAUCGAGUACAGAGACCUGGACGCUCCAGAAGACCUCGACUUUUUCUAAAACACUCGCAUCUUUUUUUAUUAUUUUUUAUUCCACAUUUUGUCAGUUAGUGUGUGUC
This is a messenger RNA of Nematolebias whitei (Rio pearlfish), 2692 nucleotides long. Its product is annotated as serrate RNA effector molecule homolog. Gene Ontology annotation, molecular function: nucleic acid binding. The transcript is spliced from 20 exons. Gene Ontology annotation, biological process: mRNA processing; primary miRNA processing. The record is from RefSeq and is a predicted model, not a curated record. Gene Ontology annotation, cellular component: nuclear body. The coding region runs from base 67 to 2634 and encodes 855 amino acids. NCBI's taxonomy places the organism in Eukaryota, Metazoa, Chordata, Actinopteri, Cyprinodontiformes, Rivulidae.